This is a messenger RNA of Drosophila rhopaloa, 3590 nucleotides long. It is a transcript of the gene Fs(2)Ket, whose product is annotated as importin subunit beta. Gene Ontology annotation, cellular component: nucleus; cytoplasm. Lineage: Eukaryota; Metazoa; Arthropoda; Insecta; Diptera; Drosophilidae. The coding region runs from base 259 to 2913 and encodes 884 amino acids. Gene Ontology annotation, molecular function: nuclear import signal receptor activity; small GTPase binding. The transcript has 9 exons. The record is from RefSeq and is a predicted model, not a curated record. Gene Ontology annotation, biological process: protein import into nucleus.
GCGAAAGCAUUUUCCUAAUAAUUGCUCUAGUUCGCACUCAACUCACAGCGACCACAAGAAAUAUAAUAUAUUGCCCUUCUCCGAAAAAGCAAGAAAUAAAUUGUGUGAGCUUUAAAGGAGACAACAACAAAACCCGAUAGACUAGUAUUGCCUAGUAAUUACGCAAAAAUUCCAUCACCUACACAGACGCACGACCUGCAAAAAGAAACGGAAAGUGAAGUAAAAUAUAUAUAGAGAAGAAGAAAAAAGAGCGCAAAAAUGACUUCCGAUAUCGCCAUGCAAUUGAUUGCCAUUUUGGAGAAGACGGUGUCGCCAGACAAAAAUGAACUGCUAUCGGCGAAGAACUUUCUGGAGCAGGCGGCGGCCACAAAUCUGCCCGAGUUCCUAAAGGCGUUGUCGGAGAUCCUGGUGAACACGACAAACAGCGCAGUGGCCCGAAUGGCAGCCGGUCUCCAGCUGAAGAAUCACCUGACCAGCAAGGACGAGAAGAUCAGCCAACAGUACCAGGAGCGAUGGCAUCAGUUUCCCAGCGAGAUCCGCGAGUUGAUAAAGAACAACAUCUUGGCCGCUUUGGGUACCGAGAACACGCGUCCCUCCUGCGCCGCCCAGUGCGUGGCCUAUGUGGCCGUGAUCGAGCUGCCGAUGAACCGCUGGGCCAUGCUCAUCCAGACGCUAGUAAACAAGGUGGUUAGCGAGGGAUCCAGCGAGAUGCAUCGGGAGGCGGCGCUGGAGGCGAUUGGCUACAUCUGCCAAGACAUUCGAUUCGGUGUGCUGGAGAAUCAGUCCAACGACGUUCUCACUGCCAUUAUCCACGGCAUGAGGAAGUUGGAGCCGAGCAAUCAUGUCCGUUUGGCGGCCACUACGGCACUUCACAACUCUCUAGAGUUUACCAAGUCGAACUUUGAGAAGGAGAUGGAGCGCAACUUCAUCAUGGAGGUGGUGUGCGAGGCCACUCAGUGCCAGGACUCGCAGAUCUGCGUGGCCGCCCUCCAGUGUCUGGUGAAGGUUUUGACCCUCUACUACCAGUUCAUGGAACCUUACAUGGCACAGGCUCUGUUCCCGAUCACUUUGGCGGCCAUGAAGGCGGAAAACGAUGCGGUGGCACUGCAGGGCAUCGAGUUCUGGUCGAACGUCUGCGACGAGGAAAUCGAUUUGGCCAUCGAGAGUCAGGAGGCCACUGACCAGGGCAGGGCUCCGCAAAGAGUAUCUAAGCAUUAUGCUCGCGGUGCCCUGCAAUUCCUUACGCCUGUGCUCGUCGAGAAGCUGACCAAGCAGGACGAGUGCGACGACGAGGACACCUGGAGCCCGGCAAAGGCCUCCUCCGUAUGUCUUAUGGUGCUGGCCACCUGCUGCGAGGAUGAGAUCGUGCCGCAUGUGUUGCCCUUCAUCAAGGAGAACAUCGAGUCGCCCAACUGGCGCUUCCGGGACGCUGCAGUGAUGACUUUCGGCUCGGUGCUAAAUGGGUUGGAGACCAACACGCUGAAGCCGCUCGUAGAGCAGGCCAUGCCCACGCUUAUUCGGCUGAUGUACGACUCCAGUGUUAUUGUGCGCGACACCACGGCUUGGACCUUCGGACGCAUCUGCGAUAUCAUUCCUGAAGCGGCCAUUAACAAGACAUAUCUUCAGACAUUGCUUGAGUGCUUCGUAAAGAGCUUAAAGUCGGAGCCCCGCGUGGCAGCUAAUGUUUGUUGGGCCUUCAUUGGUCUGUCUGAUGCCGCCUACGAGGCAGCGGUCACCACCGAGGGCGAGACCCCGGAGACCUACGCCCUGUCCCCGUACUUUGAGUACAUCAUUACUCAGCUCCUGGAGACCACCGAUCGAUCGGAUGGAGCUCAGGCCAAUUUGCGGGGAGCUGCCUAUGAAGCACUCAUGGAUAUGAUUAAGAACUCACCCUUGGAUUGCUAUUUAGUGGUGCAGCGCACUACACUGGUGAUUCUGGAGCGGUUGAAUCAGGUGAUGCAGAUGGAAACGCAGAUAAACAACCACAGCGAUCGGCAUCAGUUCAACGAUUUGCAAUCGCUUCUGUGCGCCACUCUGCAAAGUGUUUUGAGAAAGGUCCACGAGAGGGAUGCGCCCCAAAUUUCAGAUGCUAUCAUGACCGCCCUGCUGACCAUGUUUAAUUCGAGUGCUGGAAAAUCUGGUGGUGUGCAGGAAGAUGCUUUCCUUGCAGUUUCCACACUGGUGGAACUUUUGGGUGUGCAGUUCGCCAAAUACAUGCCCGCUUUUAAGGACUUCCUAGUCAUGGGCCUGAAGAAUCACCAGGAGUACCAGGUCUGCUGUGCCUCUGUCGGACUCACCGGCGACAUAUUCCGCGCCCUUAAGGACUUAAUGGUUCCCUACUCCGAUGAGAUAAUGUCUGUGUUGAUGAACAACCUGGCAGAACCGACUUUACAUCGCAGCGUUAAGCCUCAAAUCCUAUCUGCCUUUGGGGACAUAGCUUUGAGCAUUGGAAGCCACUUCCUUAAAUAUCUAAGCGUGGUUCUAGACAUGUUGCGAGCCGCGUCCAAUCUCCAGACGGAUGCCAAUAAUUUCGACAUGAAUGAAUAUAUCAACGAGCUGCGCGAGAGCGUUCUCGAAGCCUACACUGGCAUUAUCCAGGGCCUCAAGGGCGUGGAUCAGACAGCUCAUCCCGACGUGGCACACAUGGAGCCCCAUCUGAUGCACAUUAUAUCCUUUAUCAAGCGCAUUGCUCAGGAAGGCGACGUUUCGGACUCGAUGAUGGCCAGUGCCGCAGGAUUCAUUGGCGAUCUGUGCACCUCCUUCGGACCGCGUCUGUACCCGCUUCUGGACGAUGCGAUCAUUACCCACUUCCUUGCCGAAGGCAAGCGCUCCAAGGGACAGCGCACUAAGAUGCUGUGUACUUGGGCAGUAAAGGAGAUUAAGAAGAUUAAUAGCCAGGUUAUCACGCAGUAGAUCGCCUGCUAGAGGUUAAUGUUUCCCUGCUUUCCACCAGACCCUCAAGAUUGAAUGUUAUGCAUCCAAACUGUCCAGUCCGAAUUCUCUGAUAAAAAGAUUCUAUCUGCUAAGUUUGUUUGUCCGAUCUAUUGUUGCUGUGCAACGUGUAAAUGCUAAGAAAAAUUGUUUAUAAAACCCCAAUAGUUUUAAGAGCAAAACCGAACCUUUGUUUCGACCCAAUACUUUAAUUAAGGCCCGUUAAUCUUCGUGUGAGUUUAUUUACCCAUUAAUCCAUUGUCCUCGCUUGGUAAAGCAAGCCCAAAAAUAGGCUGCCCAUUGACUAAAACAUUGAUAAUUAUCUCUUCAUGGAAUUAUGACAUUUAUAAAAAUCCGGCUUUAAGGGCAGCCUUGAUUUGGGAUUGCUACGGAAUCCGGCGAUUUAGUAGCCCGAUUUUAAGCAUUACCAAAAAGCUUACGAAGCUGUUAUAUAAAAUUAUGUGAAAUUUAAAUUUAAUUGUAAAAAUCGGUAGAAAACAAUUGCGUCAACAAGUAGAACAUAUUAAAUGCAUUGCACCUCUUUGGAAACAUUAACUAGUAGCGGCUGUAAGAACCACACUUUAAGUUAUAAGAAUUAAUGUAUCUAUCCUACAAUCCUCACUAGCCCAACAAAAAAAAUAUAAAAAAAUAAGAAUGAA